CGUCUUGCGACUCAAAAUCAUCCAGGCGCGUAGUCAAUGCUGGCUAUUGGCUAGAUCUAACUCCUUGGCCACAAUGAUUAUUCUACCAGCCAAAAAGCAAUUACCCAUAUAUCCAUCUCGACGAUUGUCUUCUCCGUAAGUAGUGCUAGUUCCUACUUCCCCCGAAUCUAGGUGCCCAGUGAACCAGUUCAAACUUCAAGGCCUAGCAUAAUGCUCCUUCUCGUCUUUGUGUUCCUCACGACAAUCCCCUUGGCUUCUUCCCAGUUCUCCAAUCCGCCCCCCAAGCGGACAGUCUGGAGUCUUGGUGAGGUCCAAACAAUUCGAUACAGAACGACAUUCUCGAACUACACCAUUGCUCUUUGGCAGCAGUCAUUGCAGAAAGGUGCAGCGUCGUUAGGGCCCAUAAUUUUCCAAACAACAACUGGUGGUAUCUCCCAGUUUGACUGGCCGGUCCAGACAUACGACCUCGACUUGAAUGCCUCCAAUGUCUUCUUCCUCUGGCUGUUCCAGGGAGCUGCCUCCAACCAGGGGAACCAGUCGAGUCCGGGAAUGUCCUCGGCCUUCUUCAACCUUACGGCAGACUCUACAACAGGCUCUACGACAAGUUCUACAACAAGCCCUACCACAAGCUCUACCACAAGCCCUACAGCAGCCUCGCCAUUCACGUCAGCCGUAACCUCACGCAACUCAACUGCAAAUGCGACUGCGGCCGGUGGUGAUACCAGUGCGACCGGUAUCCGUACCUCGGAAGACAGCAGCGGGCUCAGCACCGGGGCUCGAGCCGGGAUUGGAGUUGGCGUUACUAUCGGAGGACUCGCCGCCAUUGCGUGCGUUGUCAUAUGGUUCAGGUAUCUCAACAAAAAGCAGAGGGCACUUACCGAAUUGACCGAGAGAGUUUCUCAAUUACCGCAAGGAAUGAAGGAACAGCCUCCACCGCCAAUCCCAUACUAUGCCCAAGAGAUUGGUCCUGGGCACCGCCACCUGGGGCCUGCAGAGUUAGGGUGAUCUCUGCUGGAACAAUAAGUAUGGUAGUGGCGCGGAACACCUAGGAAAGCCUGUGCUUGUUUUACAAUAUACCACUAUUCUCUUUGCUGUGAUCACCAUUCUUGCCUAUUUCGCUGGGAUUUUUUCUUUACUUUUUGGCGACUCCGUCACUUACAGGAAUGCGACGCCCCCUGCCCACCGGAUCACCGGUAGGAUACCCGCGGCCCGUUCCACUAGGCACUAGUGUAGGCAGCCCUUGGCGCUAUGUAGUCAGCCGCACAGCUCCCAUACCCUCAAAGUUGGAAUCG
Phialemonium atrogriseum is the source of this 1292-nucleotide messenger RNA. RefSeq names its product ser-thr gpi-anchored family protein. Bases 211 to 1005 code for a protein of 264 amino acids. NCBI's taxonomy places the organism in Eukaryota, Fungi, Ascomycota, Sordariomycetes, Cephalothecales, Cephalothecaceae. The record is from RefSeq and is a predicted model, not a curated record. The transcript is spliced from 2 exons.